AGUGUAGUAGAAUUAGUAGAUCCAGACAGAUUAACAGAAAAUUUCUAUAUUCAUUUUAACUGAGUGUUGCUCAGUUGCUCUCUCCGAAUCUAUUCCAAAGACACGAUACGAAACUUGCAAUGCUAAGGUUUUAUUUCUAGAUUCACUCGAACAACCAGUCAGUUCUGUUUAAUUGUUUAAAUUAUACAUUGUUAUAUAAAUGGUAGCGCUCGCAUCGAUCGCUCAUUAGUAUAUCGAAAACGUUUGGCUUGCAUUGUGAAUAAAACAUCACCAACUGUGUGUAGUAUCCGUUUGCAAUAUGUUAAGUGGAUUAAAUUGUCACGCGAUUGGAUUGGUGAUUUCAUUCAGCUUAAUCAAAGGAAUUUAUUCGCAUCCAUCUACCACCAGUCAUACGAAUUCCGCCUUGCAAUCAUAUCCAUCUGUAUUGUAUGUUUGGACUGGUCAGGACGCUGCUGUAAAGAAUGCCAGUGACUUUGUUGCUGUAAUUGAUUUUAACGAAAAGUCUUUGACCUAUGGAUCCAUUCUUCGAGUAAUCCGUCUCGUUUCUGACCCUGCAAGGGGAAUUGGUCAAGCAAGUAAUGAACCACAUCAUUCCAGCAUCUCGUCCAAUGGCAAGUAUUACAUAACUGGAGGUUUGCUUAGCUUUCUAUCGAAACAGAAGGAAAUUUUUGUGUGGAAAAUUCCUCGUGAUAAAAAGGAUGGUCCGAUUUUUAAAUGUGCCAUUAAUGCGCCUGGUGCGUGCACAGACGAAUUUCAUCCGAUUGGUGAUUCUAAGUUUCUAGUUAGCAUGAUGUGCAAUGAAAGUGGAGAUAGUCCAGGUGAUAUGGCAAUUAUCGAUGGAGACACUUGCACGGCUAGGUCUAUGUUAAAGAAUGUGUCGACACUAAAAAACUUUAAUCCGCACGGCUUUGAUCGACUAAAUAAUGGUUCGAUUUUGGUCGCGGAUUACGUUGCUCCCAUUACUUUGACCAAUACGAAUCCUUCGCAAAUCGUAUUUCAAAGUACUUGUCGACACUUCUUUCCCGACGGAAGUCUCAAGCAAACAUUUAAAUUUGAGUAUCCAACUCAGCCCGGAAAGACAACUGGACUGGGACAUGGCAUCGGAUUCAUGGAAUUGAAAACCAUUCCGAAAGAUAAAUUUUCCCGUGGAUUUGCCUGUGGCACUAACACCAAUACAUUAUACCUUUUCGGGCCGGGCAUGCCAGAACCUUUGGCUGUUUAUGACGUGUCUGAAGUAAAUGGAUAUAUUAAACGUCCCAGUGCUGGAAUCGUAUCAAUUUUUCCGGAUGGUAAGCGCAUGAUCAUGACAUUCCAAAUGAGAUUUGUCAUAUUGGUGGACAUCACCCAACCAGAGCGACCAAAAUUUCUGCGAACGUUCGACUUUUGUACGGACAAAUCAAUUUCCAAAAUGCCGAUUCGCGUUCCCGGAACCAACGUCACCACCACGUUUCCCGAAUUUUGUGCAAAGAACCACAACAACACGGGCACACAUGUUGUAAUACGACCGAAUGGCGAGAAUCGUUUCAUUGUGUUUAAUUAUUUUCUAAAAUUUGGUCUAGCCCAAUUCGCAGGCACACGAUCGGUACAUGCAUUUAAGCUGAACAAAGAUCUGACGGACUUUACCUAUGACCAGCGAUUCAAUCCGAAUUGUGAAUUCCAUCAAAUCUGUUAUGACCAUCGUCAGACGUUCGAUUCGCUUCAAGGAUAUCCUCACCAUGCUCAGUAUUUGAGAUUAUGAAAGGUAAUCUAAUUGUAAAAGGAUGCUGCAAGAAUUGGCAAGAAUAGAUGAACGGCUCCAGCAUUUAUUCCGGCAAUCCAUAUUCAAAUGAAAUUUUUUUCAGUCAAUUUCCACCUUCAUCUCGCUAGGAGACCUGCAUGAUAUCCGCAAAAUAUGAAUUCAAUCCAACCAAAAUAAAGAAAUA
Messenger RNA from Bradysia coprophila, 1922 nucleotides. RefSeq lists its product as uncharacterized. Gene Ontology annotation, molecular function: protein binding. The record is from RefSeq and is a predicted model, not a curated record. NCBI's taxonomy places the organism in Eukaryota, Metazoa, Arthropoda, Insecta, Diptera, Sciaridae.